Molecule: messenger RNA, 1134 nt
Organism: Didymosphaeria variabile
Lineage: Eukaryota; Fungi; Ascomycota; Dothideomycetes; Pleosporales; Didymosphaeriaceae
Exons: 1
Coding region: 1-1134 (377 amino acids)
Biological process (GO): carbohydrate metabolic process
Source: RefSeq, a predicted model, not a curated record
AUGUCGACACUUACAAUCCACGGUCUGAAAUCCGAUGACAUCCACUCGGCAAUUCAGCUGCUCACGCACAAUCUGAUAAAUAUUCAUGAUACAACCGGCGAAUUUCUCCUCAGACUCGAAGAUGGGCGCGUGAUCGAUACCAAAGGCUGGGACGGAUGGGAGUGGACGCAUGGCAUCGGCUUAUAUGGCCUGUGGCACUACUACACACUGACGGGCUCACAAGAUACCAAAGACAUUAUGACUGGCUGGUUCCAGAAGCAAUUGGCCAAAGGAACAACCAAGAACAUCAACACAAUGAGUCCAUUCCUCACGCUCGCAUAUUUGUACGAAGACACCGGCAACCGGACAUACCUACCAUGGCUGGACACGUGGGCAGAGUGGCUCAUGAACGGGCUGCCGAAAACCAAAUAUGGAGGUUUCCAACAUGAGACGUACAACUCAUUCAACAAGGACGAGUUGUGGGACGAUACGCUGAUGAUGAGCGCGCUUCCGCUUGCGAAGAUCGGUCUCACAUUGAAUCGGCCAGAGUACGUUGAGGAAGCGAAGAGACAAUUCAUCUUGCAUUGCCAAUAUCUGUUCGACACUUCGACAGGCCUUUUCUUCCACGGAUGGAAAUGGGAAGAAGGCAAGGAUGGCAGCAUCGGACAUAACUUCGCCAGAGCAAGAUGGGGACGUGGUAAUUCCUGGCUCACAAUAGUUCUACCAGAGUUUGUCGAACUGCUACGCCUCCAGCCUGGCGAUCCGCUCCGACAGUUCCUCCUCGGUAUUUUCGAGGCGCAAUGCAAAGCACUUGUCAAGCAUCAAGGAGAGAACGGCAUGUGGCGGACGUUGAUUGACCUUCCCCUCGAAGACGGCAACUAUGACGAAGCGUCAGCUACUGCGGGCUUCGCUUACGGUAUGCUCAAGGGUGUAAGAAAGGGUUAUAUCGGAAAGGAAUACUUGGAACCGGCGGUGAAGGCGGUGAAGGCAGUGCUGGGCAAAAUUAACACGGAGGGUGAAUUGCUCGAAGUGAGCUUCGGAACUGCAAUGGGACCCGACCUGGAUUUCUACAAAAAGAUACCCCUUACUAGCAUGCCGUACGGUCAAGCGAUGGCCAUCAUGGCGCUAGGAGAGUUCCUGCGUACCUUCAUAUAG